AACUCCAUUCUCAUCUCGAAGUCGUCUAAUGCUACCACUACAAUCUCAACGAACGACCCUAUCACACCUACUGUAUCGUUAUCAGAUGCGAACAGCUGCGAUUCUUCACCCACCGGAUCUCCUAAAAGGGAGGAAGACUUGAGACACAACUUGCUAGGCAAGGUCACGGGCUUCUUCCACAAAUCGAUAACACGUUCCAGAGAUAAUUCGAUAUCAUCCGGAAGAGAUCCAUUAGAUAUGCUCCAAUCUCCCCCCAUAUUAAAGACUCCUUCAGCUCCAUGUACACCCAAGGAGUCUCCCUCUGAUGUCUCUACUGUCACGUUGAACCAUUACCGCUUUCCACAGUCUCCAUUAAAAAAGUCUUCGCCUCCAGUCAAGGAAACGAAGAAAGUGUUCUUAGAAUAUGAUCCUAUAAGUAGAAGGAAGGUGUUGAACACAUACGAAAUAUUAAGAGAAAUCGGAAAAGGUGAACAUGGGAAGGUGAAACUUGCUAAAGACUUGAUACACAAUGAGCUUGUAGCAAUCAAGAUCGUCAAUAGAAAGUCCAGACGUGACAGAGCGUCCAUGCGUAUGAUGCGUAGAUCUUCUUCCAAACCAAAUGCUUUCCAUAACGAUUAUGAAGUGAAGAUUAAGCGUGAAAUCGCUAUCAUGAAGAAAUGCAACCACAAGCACAUCGUCCAAUUGAAAGAAGUCUUGGAUGAUUUAAAUUCAAAUAAAAUCUACCUUGUACUAGAAUACCUUGAAAAGGGAGAAAUCAAAUGGAAGAGAUACGAAUCUGAAGCUGCUGUAACUCCAAGGACUGAUGAGAUUCCUUGCUGUGGAAGUAAUCCCUUGUACAAUAUAAAACAUCCUCAUCACGAAGAUGACUUCUUGUUGUCUGAUAUAUUUUCGCCAAAUUUGACCUUUAGACAAUCUCGUAAAAUUUUCCGCGAUGUGUUGUUGGGUUUAGAAUAUUUGCAUUUACAAGGAAUUGUACACAGAGAUAUCAAACCAGCCAACUUGUUGGUUAGUUCAGACAAUAUUGUCAAGAUCAGUGAUUUUGGCGUGUCGUUUGCUUCUUCAUUGAACGAAAACGAUGAAGGGUACCUAGUAAAUGAAUUAGAAUUGGCAAAGACAGCUGGAACUCCAGCAUUUUUCGCUCCAGAAUUAUGUCAAACGAACUUUAGCAGUUCUACACUGGAGUUGUCAUCUUCGAGAAACUCUGCAUCUUCUUUAGAAAUCCUUAAGAAUGACACUUUAAAGAUCACAAAAAUUCUACCCAAGAUAGAUUACAAAAUUGAUAUUUGGGCCCUUGGUGUUACGUUAUACUGUUUGUUGUUCGGAAAAGUUCCUUUCAAUGCUGACUCGGAGUAUGAAUUGUUCCAAGUGAUUGUAAAUCAGCCGUUGAUCUUCCCGGAAAACAAAGAUGCAUUUCAUUCUCCUACUAAUGUUACCGAGGAAGAAUUCGACUUGGCCAAGGAUUUAUUAUCUAAAUUGUUGGAUAAAAAUUGUGCGACUAGAAUCGAAAUUAAAGAUAUCAAAAUCCAUCCAUUUACUUUAAUGGAUUUGGAAAAUGAUUUGGUAGCUUUGGAUGAUUUACUUCAUAUGAACAAUGUAAAUGAUGAAGAUCACGUUCAACUAGACUUCGAACUUGAAGAAAAAGAUAUUGUUCUGCAAGAAGAGAUUGACAAUGCCGUCAUUGGAUUUGGUAACAGAAUCAAAAGAAGUUUGGUAACUGCUAUUCGUGCUGGCGGUAUGAAAGAUAGCGAAAUCAGAAACAAGUUUGCCGCUUUGCAAAUGGAACACUCCAGAAGUACCUCCAGUGAAGAUUCGUCCAGUAGCAAUUCCAAUUUCAAUUCUUCGACAAGAUUAACAGCAAAUUUACACAACAACCAUUCCAUGAUUCUUUCUGAAUCUUUCCAAGUCAGUACACCUCCAGUUUCAGGAGCAAUUAUCAAUACAAGAGGCAUAUCACAUCAAUCAGAUCACCAUACUUCUGUUCCACAUGUCCCAUCGCAUUUAUCUCAACAACUUUCACCAUCUCCAUCUGUAGCACGUUCUUCCUCGUAUUCUAUUGCGGGCAUUAGUAGAGAGGGAAGAAGCUUACUUCAAGACAUGAUUGAUUCGCAUAGUUCUUCUUCGAGUAGAAGAGGUUCUGUUGGAGUUAUAGAAGCUCCACAGAUUGAAACUAAGAGAAAUGUUGGAGGCGAUUUAUAUUUGACGAACCAAUCGGCGAUGGAUGCUUUCAAAGGUAUACAAGAACAGGACGACAAACGGAGAAGAAACUCCAGUAUGUUCUCUAGCAAACAUUCACAGCCAAGCACAGCCAAGAAUUCCAUUAGCUCAGCAUCUGAUGAGAAUUCUAAGUAUCACCAUCAUCACAUUAACAUUGCUGCUCCAAUUCCAAAUCAAUUGAAGAUUGGUCCUAUCAGUAUCGAGAAUGAUAGAAGACCAUCUUCUGUAAUGUCAUUACCUUUGAGUGAAAGUUUUGCAUCAUUGGAUAGUAUCAAUGACGAAUAUCUCACCUUGAAGUAUCAAGAAUACACGAACAAUAAGCUCAAACUUGGAGAAAGCCGUGGAACGGAGUUCCAUUCAGAUCCAAACCUUUUCCAUCAUUCUCCAGACGAUGUUACGUAUAACAUUAGUGAGAAGUUCAAAGUUUUUGAUUUAGGUUCGCUGAUGAAAAAUCAACUGGUGAAGGAGGAUUCUGGAAAUACAGGAAACUCUAGAAAUUACGACCAUGAAGGAAUUGCACCAACUACGAUGCCUCUCUCCAAGUAUACCACCUCUUCGUCGUACUCGUCAUAUUCUUCGAAAUCGACAUCUAGUGAUGAAGAAGAUGAUAGUGAUGAGGAGGGUAAUCUCACGCUUGCUUUCUCUUCAAAAGUCGCACAUCCUUCAAGACCGAAUUUCUUGACUUUGAACCAGAGAGCCAAGUCUCAUGAAUCUAACUUACCCCGGUUGAUUCAUAGUAGUGAUCCCAACAAUCACCCAACGUAUGAUGUGCCUAUCGUUUUUCAGGCUGAUUUACCUGUUUUUGAAGAUGUACCAGAAGACUUGAUGGCCAAUGUUCCAGCACCAACAAUUGAUACUCAUGCUAUUGUUGCGUCUCAUUCUAUGGUUUCCAGCAACGGAUCCAGUUCUACUUUGACUCCAGACUAUUCGAAUGCCUCUGUUUCAGAACUGAACCAAAAUGGAAAGCCAGGAGUGUCUGAAGCUGGUGCCGGCAAAAAGAUCAUUGCAAACUUGAACAACAGUCAGGUACGGGUCCCUUCACCGUUGGUAAACAGUAUGUUUCAUUCCAAGAGUACCAAUGCCGCCAUCCCAAGUGAGUCCAAAAGAAAGAUGGGAUUGAGAGAGAAUAUAUUUAACAGCCAGUUCAAUAAUCACUAUAAGAAGGAUCCGGUAUAUUCGCCGUUCCCCAAGGCUAUACAUCUCGAUAACGACAAGGAGGCACUUGUAAGAGCUACUAGUGAGAAACAAAAUAGCAAUAGACCCAACUACUAUAGAUCGAAUUCGAUCACCGUUGGUCUCUUGCAGCAUGUUCGAGACGGCGGCCUGGAAGAUGCUUAA
Scheffersomyces stipitis CBS 6054 is the source of this 3552-nucleotide messenger RNA. Its product is annotated as serine/threonine protein kinase. The transcript is spliced from 5 exons. NCBI's taxonomy places the organism in Eukaryota, Fungi, Ascomycota, Pichiomycetes, Serinales, Debaryomycetaceae. The annotation marks the transcript as partial. Gene Ontology annotation, molecular function: ATP binding; protein kinase activity. Gene Ontology annotation, biological process: protein phosphorylation. The record is from RefSeq and is a predicted model, not a curated record.